AUAUUUUUAUAAAGCUUUGCCACAUUGUCCGUACGCUGGAUGUUAAAACUCAAUGACAUUGUAAAGCAAACAUAAUGUCUUAUCAAAAAGUAAUAGCAAAAAUCAAUGAGAACACUUACAAGUGCACUGACUUCUAUGACUUUGCCAAACCUUUUGAAGUUUAUGAGAAAAAACUAAAUGUGGACGUCACUCCUCUAUUAGAAGAAAUAGAUUUUUAUAAAGGUGGAAGAAUAAUUAAAUAUGAAUAUGUACCAGAGUCAUCUGGAUUCCAAAAAUAUCUGGGGAGGGAAAGAGAAAGCGGGAUCAGAAGAGAGACUCACCUUGUCGAUCUGUUUAACAACUUCAAACAAGGUCAUAUCUGUUUCGUGGGUCCAGCGGGAUCUGGCAAAUCCACGCUCAUGAAAGCAACAUCGAGAAAUGCCAUGCAGGGAAAAUAUUUUCAAGGAACCAUCAAGAUGGUUUCAUAUAUACAAUGCAAACAAUUUAUAAAAAACAGAAAAGUAACAGCAGGUGAAUUAAUUUUCAACGAUCUCCCAAAAGAAGAAAGAGGUCAAGCAAUUGAUUAUGUAAAAACCCACCCAGAAGAAGUUUUGUUUAUGCUCGACUCCUUGGACACUCUUCAAUAUACAGUGGAUGGAGUUUAUGAAAUCAUCAGCCUAGAUGAGCCUACAUACCCGGAAGUUAUAAUAUGGAAUUUUCUAACUGGAAAAUUAUUUCCUGGCUGUCGCAUUUUAUCGUCCAGUCGUGAACAUUCCAUCAGAAAUUAUUGGGGAGAAGUUCGACCAGACAAGGUCAUUGCACUUGCUGGAUUAACAAUGGAGUCGAUCAAAGAAAUUAUUUCUGGAUAUGAAGGAAAUGUAGAAGCAGAGAAAAUAAUGGAAUUUCUCAAAAUCAAAGCUCCAUUACUCUUGUUACUGUGCACCACACCUGUGAUGCUGGUUUACACGCUGAUAGCGUUGAAAUUCAAAUCCGACUUCAAGCCAAACACUAUAACUGGUAUUAUGACUGUGGUAAUGCAAAGCAUUUUACGAUCUUCCCAUACUCACCAAGAGAAUAUUAUGGAAGUUUUGGGCAAAUUGAAAGAACUAUCAUACAUUGGGACAGUGGAACAACGUGUUCUAUUUACAGAAAAUGAUUUUCGUCAAGUUAAUCUAAACCCGGAAGAAGCAACCGAUCUAGCCAUCCUAGCUCCUGGAGGAAUAUAUCGUAAACUUCUUCAAGGAAUACACCUUCUAUACUUUCAACAUCAAAGUAUUCAAGAAAUGCUUACAUCUUUCUAUAUUCUUGGACUGGAUUUAAAAUCUUUUGACCAGUUCGUAGAUAAACAUCUCCAUACCGGUCACUUUGUUCUCAUCAGAAAAAUGAUGUGUGGACUUUUAUUAAAUCCAACAGUUUAUGAAGCAGCCGGAGUUUUACUUGGAGAUAUCAAGGAUCUAAAGGAAAAACGAGAUAUUCUCAAGAAAAGUUUGCAAUUGCACCUCGAGGUUCUAUUCAUAUCAAUAGCCGACGAAUCACAAUCCAAAUCAGAUCUUUUGGAAUUUUUCACUGCAUUAAACGAAGCCAAGGAUGGAAUGAGUGACAUUGUCAAAUCAUUUCUUGGUGAAAUUGACAUGAUUUGGCAUCCUCUCUCCAUCAGUGAUGCUCAUGUCAUUGGAUCAGUAGCUUCCUACUGUACAUCACUAUUAAUAUAUUUCAAUGGAUGUAAUCUCAAGUCAGCCUCACUUCAAACUCUGGCAUCUGGAUUAAAAGGAUCAAAUGUGAAGAUCACACGGUUGCGGCUGGGAGGCAACACAAACAUGGGAGUUGAAGGUUUAUCAUCAGUUGGACAAAUACUUUCCAAUCAAUCCUGUGUUGACAGUUUGGACUUUGGCAGAUGUAACCUGUCAUCAGAUCAACUACAAGCCUUCAGAUCAUCGUUGGGAAAUAACACAGAGAUCAAAGAUUUGUGGCUGAGUGGAAACACGAACAUGGGAGUUAAAGGUUUAUCAUCAGUUGGACAAAUACUUUCCAAUCAAUCCUGUGUUGAAAGCUUGCUCCUUGGCAGAUGUAACCUGUCAUCGGAUCAAUUACAAGCUUUCAAAUUAUCGUUGGGAAUUAACACAGAGAUUGAAGAUUUGGAUCUGAGUGAAGAGCGUGAGCGUAUUGCAAACCAUGACGAUAUUGUUGCAAUUGCAAAUCUGCUUCCUAGCGUUACAGAGAGCUUGUGGUUGGUUGGAUGGAACAUUGCGGAUGAAGAUGAAAAAAUAUUACAGAAUCAAUUGGAUGAAAUUGGAUCUGAGAAACUAAAGAUUAAGCUGGGUGGAAGAAAAACACUCGAAAGUCAAAGAAAACCUGCAGAUAAAGCAACUAAUGUAACUCUCAAAAAAAAUCCAACUUUGUCUUCAGAAUCAGAAUUUGGGGCCACAUCACGACUCAGCAAUUCAGAGAGUACUGAAGAAAAUGUGGAGAUUUCCAAAGAAGCUAAAAGCCCAAGAAGUGAACUCCUGAUGACUGAAAAAGAAGCAGAACAAUCAGAUAAAGAAGUAACUGAGCAAGAUGCAAAGCUAACCCAGCAUAGUGAUACUUCAUCUAGAACUGCUGGUGUGAAGAGAAGAAGAACUUCAGAUGGAGAUUCUGGUAGUAGUCCAAGAAGCAAAAUCCCUACAACUGAAGUUGAAGAAAUUCAACAAAAAAAUGAACUAAGUCUAUAUGAUGCACAGCCCUACUACCCCCCUGCUUCAUAUUCAACAUCGUCUCAAAUUGAAAACGCUCCAUCUCGAAGAAGUGACAAACCUGAAGAAAAUUAUGAACAGCAAAAAGGUCUUCUGAAAAGUGAUAUUCAAGAUGCAAGAGUCACAUACGACCUUGUUGAGGUGCUUUACAAACAUCGAGAUGACAAAAAAGAGGUGAUUUGUGAGGCCAUAAAAGAUAUAUCAAUAAAACGUUACAACUUGAAUGAUGCGAAUAUUGAGGUCUUUCUCACCACAAUCUCAAAAUUAGAUAAUCUUGAAAUGCUGAAUGUACAGAAUUGUGGAACAUCUAAAUAUCUCAACAAAUUUUUUGAAAAAUUGGAAGGGACAAACUGCAAGAUUGCAAAAAUAAGUAUUGGGGAAAUGAAAAACCUGAAAAUUUAUUCACAAUCCUUGCUGAAGCUUUUGGCAAAAUCUGAAACAGAAUCACUGAAGAUUCAGGCAGCUGAGCUUGAAGAUGAAGAUGUGGAUCAGUUACUUGAAGAUAUAAAAAGCUUGAAUUCAAAAUUUUCACUCAGUGUAUUGUCUGUGAGUCACAACACCAAAAUGGGAAUGGAAGGAUUUCACAAGUUUGGUGAAAUUAUUCAUAUAUUACCUGUGAAAACAAUCAAUUUGUUUGAUUGUGACUUAACUGACGACAAGCUCUCAAAUUUGUUUGGUGUUUUGAAGAAUAAACAGAUAUCAACUCUAGAUGUAAGUGGGAACACCAAAAUCACGAAGGAAGGAUUCAAGAUUAUUGGACAAAUGUCUGCAAAUUCUCAGUUGAGAAAUUUACAUGUGAGAUGCUGUGAAUUGGAUGAAGCAAAACUAAAGAGCUUGCAAAGUUCAUGCAACAGCAAUACAAAAAUAUCAAAACUUGACGUCAGCUACAAUACAACUCUUGGUUCUGAAGGAAUGGCCGAACUUGGUAGAACAGUGGUCAACUUCAAAGUUGAAAAUCUGAACGUAGCAGGUUGUGCAUUAAAUAAGAAACUCAUGGAAGAGUUCAGAGUAUCAAUUGAGAAAGAGAAAAUUAUGGUUGAAGAAUUGAAUAUAUCACAAAAUCGUAAGCUUCAAAACGGAAUUGUUGAUGUAGCUCGUCUGCUGGAAAGUUGUUGCAUGAAGAAAGUCGAUAUGAGCAAUUGCAUGCUUUCUGUAGAAAAUAUUCGUGAAUUUAGCUCAACAUUGAAAGAAAAGUAUAACCAGGUUGAGACACUGAAUAUAAGUGAAAAUGCUCCGACUUUCAUUGUAACACGACGUCACGCUGAAGCAGUCUGUGAACUUCUACGAAAUGUCUCAAAAGAGCUGAUUUUUAAAAUCAAAUCUAUUAAACCUCAAGUCAAAAGGAUUUUGCAACAUAGAUUGGAUACACUUCCAAAAGAAAAGGAAACAAAAGUUAUACUUGGGAAUGGCGAUAUUUUGAAACCUAAGGAUAGACAAGCACAACCUACUACUACAUGAUUAAAAUAAAUUAUUUUCGAGAAAGUGUGAAAAGGGCUCAGUCUUUCAGCAUGCAUUCCUCAUUUUAAUUUUAGCAACCUUUAAACAUAUUCUUUUGCAACUUGCUAUGUAUUCUUUCAAUUUGUCUGACCAAGAAGUCAAGGUCAUCAUUAUUAAGGAACUGAAAUUUGAAAAUUUUGUGGGAGAUAAUCCAGAUAUUUUUUUGUUAUAUUGAAACAUUGAAGAGAAUUAUUAUAAUGCAGUAAUUUGAAAUAACAAGUUUUUAAUUAUAGUUUUUAGUAUUAAGAGGGAGUUCAAAUCAUUUCCAUUAGUUCAAAUGUUCAUUUUCAAACUCGGUUUCAUUUGUAAUUCUGUACGAUAUCUUUUAUCCUGGUGUUUGUGAAUAUAUUUUUACUGGCAAUGUAAGUAUCAAUCCUUAGAUAGCAAAGUUGCUUAUAUCUAUUUCAGUAUGCUCAUUAUAUAUUUUUUCCCACAAGAUAUUCAAUAUUUAAAAUAGAUUAAACUAGAAUUUUGACGCUCCAGGAGUAUUCGUACCUGGGCAUUUUUCCUUAUAAUACUUUGCCUUAUUUAAUCCCCACAUUGGUACGAAUACGGUACUCCGGAAAUAUUCAUACCAUGUUUUUCCUGGAUUUCCUCUUCGCUUUCGACAUGUACAUUGAGAAAAUCACCUUGUAUUCUAUGUAAGAAAAUUUUUUACUUUACAAAGAAAUUAAUACAAACACUUUUUAAUGUUUUUCAAUUAAAAUGAUCAAAAAUUGCAAGGAGAUUUUUUUCUUAAUUUCCAAUUAUAGUCCAAGUCGAUUUAUUGAAAAGGCCCCCAAAUGUAGUCACUCAUUGUACUGUAAUUGGUUGGAACGUUCACAAUCAAAUUAUGACGCUAUAGUGUGUGAAAAAAGCAAAAUUUUUAACGCAACAUUGACAUCAAUAUUUAGCUGCGACCGCCGAAAAAUUCAGUUUUGUUUGGUCCUUUUUUGCCUAAAGACAGUGGAAUUCAGCAGAUAGUAGAGUCACACAAUCUUACCGUACAACAGCCCCAAAUGAUAUUUCCAGCAUCACAUGGCAAUAUCACAUGGGAACCUUUCAAUUUUACAAUUAAAAUUUGCCUUUUCACCCACUAUUGCAACAUAAUUGGUUUAUAAACGUCCAUUACCAAUCACAGUACAAUGAGUGACCGAUGGUUACUACCAAUCCGUUUUUUUUUAUCAAGUUAGGUCAUUUUAAGCUAAAAAGUUAUUAAAAUGAGUUAAUUUUAAGAUUUCUCACAUAGAAUGCAAAGAGGAUAUCUCUGGAUUUUUUUUCAGAAACUGGAGAGAUUUUCCCAGAAUAUUUUUUUGUGAUAUAAAAGACCGUAAAACUUUCAGUAUAACACAGUAUGGUAUUUUUUAGUGUUUUUAAUAUCCAGUGGUAUACUGAAAGUUUUACGGUCUUUAAUAUCACAAAAAAAAAAUAUUCUGGGGAAAUCCCUCCAGUUUCUGAAAAAAAAAAAAUUUGUAAAAAAAUUGGGUUUUGGGCCGUGAUUAAUCGGAACAUAAUAAUGAGAAAUCGGAAACAAAAUGAGUGUUACAGAGUGUUAUCAGUCCUAGGUAUUCUACAGAACUUGUGAGUUUCAUAAAUUUCUAGGACGCUAAUUUAUGUUUUUGAUGAAACAAGCUCAAAUCAAAAAUUAUGAUUAUGUGGUACCUGUGCCUUGACUUCCCACCUUGUAUAUUUUUAUAUUUUGUAUGCAUGACAUAUUUUGGACAUAAUAAUCCUUCUGAAGAUUUUGAACUGUGUACUAGUGAGAAAUUGCGAUGCAUGUUUUGUUACUUACUCUAUAUUCAAACUUCAUUUUAAUAAUUCUGAUCAUUUGCAUUGUAUAUAUGUUAGAUUGCCUUAUUAAUUUCAGCUUUUGGUAUCCACGGUAAUUUACGUUUAAUUCCAUCUAAUCUUUCUUGAUUUCUUCAAUAUGUUUGCAAAUGAAAAAUUGUGCCUAGUGAAUUUGUCACUCUUCAAUCCAGUAACAAUGAUAGAUGAGAACAAUCCGUUCUAGCAUGAUUUGUCUGCUAUGAGUCAGUGAAAUUGUGAAUCUUUAUUGAAAUUGGCUAAUGCAAUGGAAAUACUUGGAUGAAAAUGUACCUGACUAAAUUCUUACAUCAUCCAAAAUAGAUUUUAUGACAAAUUAUAAGCAUGCUACAAAACCUGUCAGAUUCAUAUGUUUUUUUUAUACAAUUUGAUUUUUUCCCGUAUAUCCAGAAUUUGGCCAUCUUGUUGAAAUUAAUUUGUAAAGUAUGAUUUUAAAAUACAAAUCUUUGUCAUUUUUUAGAUAUAGCAUAAUAGCUGUAUUGAUCAAUUUUGCGAAAUGUAAACAAUAUUAUUUGUAAUGGCUGAGAAUCGGGGAAAUUCUAGAAGGCAGGUGGAGUACACAUGGAAUGCAAGUCGCUUUGAGUCAGAUCUUGUCUAUCAUUAUGUGACAUUUUUACAAGAAGAGCAAACUAGACACAGUGUCCUAUUUGAUUAUUCGAUUCGUGAAAUAAUGGAAAUGCGAUUUCGGAUUGAAGAACGUCGUGAAGUGCAUGGUACAAACAAUGGCGGACACCUGCACAGUAGAAUUUCUACUGCAUUUUGUAUUGAGUUACUUCAAAAAGUGACACAUUGCUUAAAGUACAUGCAUGAUACACCCAUUAACCCUUCAUAUGUUUAUUUGUCUAAAGACAAAAAGCAGUUCGCUAUUGCAAGUCCUGCGUCUCUGUCCAACAUUGACAGCCUGAAACACUUUGCAAUAUUUGCACUUUAUCUCCUUUCUAAUGGUCGUGUAUCUGAUGAUACUUCUCCAAAUGACGAAACAUUCAAUGGACUAAGAGAAAUGUGUGAACAAGGGCAAAGAGUGAAUGCGUCUACUUUAUUAUCUAUUUUAAUAACAGAAAAAAACGAAGAAAAUCGCGCAGAAACAAAUGUAGAACAAGGAAAUAUUUCUCUUGAACAAAUUGAAAACUUGACCGGGUUUUUGUGCUGCAAAGAACCGAUUUUAGCUUUUGAUUUAGUGACUAAAAUGUAUGAUGGAGAGUAUAAAAUGGAGCACAAUGGUAAUGAGUACAUUGACUAUGAAGAAAUUUUACAUCAUCCAUUUUUUUGGUCAGAGCCAAAAAAGUGUCAGUUUAUAUGUGCUGUUUUUGACUAUUUCAAGAUGAAAAAUGGAUUUGGAACAGGGUAUGAAAGGGCAUAUGAUGUCAAGUUAUGUACACAAUAUAAAAUGUCUGGUGAAUUCGUAUUCUCUGAAUACGGAUGGAUUAAUUCUCUCCAGAUACCUAAUGGUGAAUUGUGCGAAUUGAAUGAAGAGGAAGAAAUUAUCCUUCCUACAACAAUCCAAAAAGUAGCCAUAAACAACAACCACAACGACCAAAGGCAUUCUUUGUAUGAUUUUAUGCGUUUCUUUCGCAACCGCUACACUCACUUUUUAGAAGACGACGAGAAUGUUAGGCAUGUGUUUAAAAAUAGCUCAACUGGAUUUUGGAAUUUCUUUGCUUCCAAGUAUUCUUGCUUUCUCUAUUACAUUUACUCAAAAAUGUGGCCGGAAGUAGAAGGGGUUCCAGAGUUCAGAUGUUUUAGUGAAAGUGCUCCAGAGUCAACUUAUAUGUGUGCAAAGUACAGUGCUGACACAUAAACUAAUUAUUUCUUAUUUGCUACAGAUCUUAAAAAUAUAUAUAAUUGAAGACAUGCCUUAAUAUGUCCUUUUGUCAUAUAUCAAUAGAACAAAUUAUGAAAAUGUUGUAAAUGAUUUCAUAAGCUUGGCUUAUUUUUGUUUCAAAUCGAAGAUGUAUUUUAAGAGUUUUAUACAAUUCAUUAAAAUUGAAUUUGUUCAUUUUCAAUAUAUGAACAGAGCGUCUAAUUCACAAUUAUAGGUGUUUUUAUGCAAGGCUUUUAGUGAACAGUCUCAUGUCUUCCUAAGACUGAUUUGAAGACUUUCUAGGUCCAAAUUAUUUACUGCGUAUAUUGUUUUUUUUUGUGAUGGUUCCCAACGGUUAGCACAAUGUGCCAAAUGUCGUGUUUUCUUCAUGACUUCACAUAUUUCCCUAACUUUUAAAAAAAAUAGAAAUAAUAAAAAAUUUCGUUCUCUAAAUUUUCGAAAUAUAAGAAAAAAUUAAAAAUAACAACCUGAUUUAUUCACAGUUUAAUGUUGAUAGCAAUCUUUGACUGAAUAAAACAAUUCAAGAAUCUUAACGCUUACAGACUAGUUGAGUGCAUAUUAUCUCGCAUUUUCUCCCCUUGAUUGAGACUUUUGAGUAUGACAUUGUGGAUAACACACCCUUUAAAUUGGUUAAUUUCAUGCAAACCUGCAUUCGCAAUCAGUUUCAUUUUUUUUCAUGUAUCAAGCGAACCAUGAUGAAAAUUCAUUAUUGAAAUUGUCAUUGAUUCUACAAUACCUUUUAUUUGGUAUGUUAUUUCGAUUUUUGUGAAAGUGAAAUAUAUAUUUCAUUAAAGAAUUUAUGCAUUCAUGAUACAAAAUGGCAUUGGCAACAUACAGCCCAACAUAUACCGUGCUGCAUAAUCUGUUAGGUCUCUCUAUUCCAAACUUGUUUAUUUGCCAUUUUUUUAAAGCUUUUUUUGAAUUUUGUGUGAUAUUUUGUUUAAUCGUAGUAAAAUCUGUUUAAAUAAUCA
Styela clava is the source of this 8804-nucleotide messenger RNA. The record is from RefSeq and is a predicted model, not a curated record. Lineage: Eukaryota; Metazoa; Chordata; Ascidiacea; Stolidobranchia; Styelidae.